GUGAGUGUGUGUAAUGGAUAUGUGGGUAGGCCCUGAGAUUAACAACACAUUAUCGGUUCUACAGCCCAAAGGGGAUCAUCAUGGCAACAUGUCAGUCAUGGUCCGUACCAGCCCGAAUAUUAUGGGAUAGGUAACGGAUACACUUGAAAUCCUCUCAGGAAUGCUCUCUCUCACUCACCUGACAUUCAUACUCACAUCUCACAUUAUUCUAUUACUACAUGGAGUGGGUACUGCAUAGAGUGGGUACUGCAUAGAGUGGGUACUGCAUAGAGUGGGUACUGCAUAGAGUGGGUACUACAUAGAGUGGGUACUACAUAGAGUGGGUACUGCAUAGAGUGGGUACUACAUAGCGUGGGUACUGCUUAGAGUGGGUACUGCAUAGAGUGGGUACUGCAUAGAGUGUGUACUGCAUAGAGUGGAUACUAUGUAGAGUGUGUACUGCAUAGAGUGGGUACUGCAUAGAGUGGGUACUGCAUAGAGUGGGUACUGCAUAGAGUGAGUACUGCAUAGAGUGGGUACUACAUAGAGUGGGUACUGCAUAGAGUGGGAACUACAUAGAGUGGGAACUACAUAGAGUGGGUACUACAUAGAGUGGGUACUGCAUAGAGUGGGUACUACAUAGAGUGGGAACUAUGUAGAGUGGGUACUAUGUAGAUUGGGUACUAUGUAGAGUGGGUACUGCAUAGAGUGGGUACUGCAUAGAGUGGGUACUACAUAGAGUGGGUACUAUGUAGAUUGGGUACUAUGUAGAGUGGGUACUGCAUAGAGUGGGUACUGCAUAGAAUGGGUACUGCAUAGAGUAGGUACUACAUAAAGUGGGUACAACAUAGAGUGGGUACUGCAUAGAGUGGGUACUACAUAGAGUAAAUACUGCAUAGAGUGGGUACUACAUAGAGUGGGUACUGCAUAGAGUGGGUACUGUAUAGAGUGGGUACUACAUAAAGUGGGUACUGCAUAGAGUGGGUACUGCAUAGAGUGGGUACUACAUAGAGUGGGUACAACAUAGAGUGAGUACUGCAUAGAGUGGGUACUGCAUAGAGUGGGUACUGCAUAGAGUGGGUACUGCAUAGAGUGGGAACUACAUAGAGUGGGUACUACAUAGAGUGGGUACUACAUAGAGUGAGUACUGCAUAGAGUGGGUACUACAUAGAGUGGGAACUAUGUAGAGUGGGUACUAUGUAGAUUGGGUACUAUGUAGAGUGAGUACUGCAUAGAGUGGGUACUGCAUAGAGUGGGUACUGCAUAUAGUGGGUACUACAUACAGUGGGUACUACAUAGAGUGGGUACUGCAUAGAGUGGGUACUACGUAGAGUGGGUACUGCAUAGAGUGUGUACUGCAUAGAGUGUGUACUGCAUAGAUUGGAUACUAUGUAGAGUGUGUACUGCAUAGAGUGUGUACUGCAUAGAGUGUGUACUGCAUAGAGUGGGUACUACAUAGAGUGGGUACUACAUAGAGUGGGUACUACAUAGAGUGGGUACUGCAUAGAGUGGGUACUAUGUAGAGUGGGUACUACGUAGAGUGGGUACUACAUAGAGUGGGUACUACAUAGAGUGGGUACUACAUAGAGUGGGUUCUGCAUAGAGUGAGUACUGCAUAGAGUGGGUACAACAUAGAGUGGGUACUGCAUAGAGUGGGUACUACGUAGUGUGGGUACAACAUAGAGUGGGUACUACGUAGAUUGGAGACUGCAGGGAGGGGUUUAUACAAAUAUACUGAAGACAGUAGUGUAUGGCAGUAUAUAUUUCAUCAGAAUAUCAUAUAGUAUUAGGUGGAGAUGUGGGAUAUAUGAGGGAUAACACUCUCACACAAAAGCUGAGCUGACAUGCCACACCCUCCAUUACAGUAAUUACUGUGUGGAACAGUACACAGUAAAUCCAUCAGAAGGUGGAAUUGAUAUAUGGGACAUUUACUAAGGCUGGGUAUUUGCCAGGGAGGCGAAGAUAUGAUAUUAUCACGAUACCUAGUUGGCGUUCCGAUAUGUAUUACGAUUCGCACGAUUCUCACAAUUCUAUAUCGAUUGUGAUUAAAUACAGGGAUUUUACUGUGAUUCGAUUCAGGGAUUUUACUGUGAUUCGAUUCAGGGAUUUUACUGUGAUUCGAUACAGGGAUUUUACUGUGAUUCGAUUCAGGGAUUUUACUGUGAUUCGAUACAGGGAUUUUACUGUGAUUCGAUACAGGGAUUUUACUGUGAUUCGAUUCAGGGAUUUUACUGUGAUUCGAUACAGGGAUUUUACUGUGAUUCGAUACAGGGAUUUUACUGUGAUUCGAUUCAGGGAUUUUACUGUGAUUCGAUACAGGGAUUUUACUGUGAUUCGAUACAGGGAUUUUACUGUGAUUCGAUACAGGGAUUUUACUGUGAUUCGAUACAGGGAUUUUACUGUGAUUCGAUUCAGGGAUUUUACUGUGAUUCGAUGCAGGGAUUUUAUUGUGAUUCGAUACAGGGAUUUUACUGUGAUUCGAUUCAGGGAUUUUACUGUGAUUCGAUUCAGGGAUUUUACUGUGAUUCGAUACAGAGAUUUUACUGUGAUUCGAUACAGGGAUUUUACUGUGAUUCGAUACAGGGAUUUUACUGUGAUUCGAUACAGGGAUUUUACUGUGAUUCGAUUCAGGGAUUUUACUGUGAUUCGAUUCAGGGAUUUUACUGUGAUUCGAUGCAGGGAUUUUAUUGUGAUUCGAUACAGGGAUUUUACUGUGAUUCGAUACAGGGAUUUUACUGUGAUUCGAUACAGGGAUUUUACUGUGAUUCGAUACAGGGAUUUUACUGUGAUUCGAUACAGGGAUUUUACUGUAAUUCGAUACAGGGAUUUUACUGUGAUUCGAUACAUGGAUUUUACUGUAAUUCGAUUCAGGGAUUUUACUGUGAUUCGAUUCAGGGAUUUUACUGUGAUUCGAUACAGGGAUUUUACUGUGAUUCGAUUCAGGGAUUUUACUGUGAUUCGAUUCAGGGAUUUUACUGUGAUUCGAUGGUCCAAACAUAUUGCUCACCACAUGUCUGCUGCGGAGGGACAAGACAGCUGUGACAAAGCAAGUUCUGAUCAGUCAUGGAAAUGAAAGGUGAACAGGACAGGUGAACUGUAGGACAGAACUCUAAGGGGAAGAUGACAGACAGGUGAACUGUAGGACAGGUGAACUGUAGGACAGGACUGUAAGGGGAAGAUGACAGACAGGUGAACUGUAGGACAGGGGAACUGUAGGACAGGACUGUAAGGGGAAGAUGACAGACAGGUGAACUGUAGGACAGGUGAACUGUAGGACAGGACUGUAAGGGAAAGAUGACAGACAGGUGAACUGCAGGACAGGGAUAGAUGACAGACAGGUGAACUGUAGGACAGGACUGUAAGGGGAAGAUGACAGACAGGUGAACUGUAGGACAGGACUGUAAGGGGAGGUGACAGACGGGUGA
Molecule: messenger RNA, 3404 nt
Organism: Oncorhynchus mykiss (rainbow trout)
Lineage: Eukaryota; Metazoa; Chordata; Actinopteri; Salmoniformes; Salmonidae
Source: RefSeq, a predicted model, not a curated record